Colletotrichum destructivum is the source of this 3444-nucleotide messenger RNA. RefSeq names its product Putative alpha/beta hydrolase-1, NACHT nucleoside triphosphatase. Gene Ontology annotation, molecular function: protein binding. Lineage: Eukaryota; Fungi; Ascomycota; Sordariomycetes; Glomerellales; Glomerellaceae. The transcript is spliced from 5 exons. The record is from RefSeq and is a predicted model, not a curated record. The coding region runs from base 1 to 3444 and encodes 1147 amino acids.
AUGGACGGAGUGCGAUCCUGGUUGGUUCUCCUCAUAGCCGGCGUCGCUGGUGUCAUCACGUACCUGUGGUUGUCGGCGAAAACCAAACAAUCGCCAGUCUCGCGACCACGAUCACAUGCAGUGCAGGAGAGCUCUGUUGAAGACUCGCCACCAAAGACGCCAAAGACGAGAGAGAACCAUGCACGACCUCCUCUGGAAGUUCUAUUCCCCAGCCCGACCGACACAAAUGACGAUGCUGAGGUUGACAUAAUUGCCGUACAUGGCCUUGGUUCAAAUGUCGACUGGUCCUGGACGUGGAAAGACGGCGAAAAGCGUGUCAACUGGCUUCGAGACCACGACAUGCUGCCCGCGAGGGUGCCCAAGUCGAGAAUCAUGGUGUACAAUUACGAAUCGAGGUGGCACGCCGACGCACCGAAAACGCGCCUCCAGCUCUGCGGCGAACAGCUCGUACAGAACGUUCACUCAUUCCGUCGCGAUGCUCCUACGCGUCCAAUUGUCUUUGUUGGCCAUAGCCUAGGUGGAAAUGUCAUCGUCCAAGCUCUUUUGCACGCUAGUGUUGAGGAUAAGUACAAGGGCGUGCUCGGGGCGACUGCUGGCGUGGUUUUUCUAGGCACGCCUUUUCGGGGCACAAAGUGGCAACCCUUCCUCGACUUCCUUGCUCAGUUGAUGGCGCCAGCUGGGUCACACCGCGGGGUGACGAGAGAACUCGAAUAUGACGGACCCGAGCUGCGGGACAGAUUACAUCGCUUCUGCCGGCUACGUAAUAUGCUGUCGAUGCCCGUCUCCUGUUUUUUUGAACUCUUCGAGACGGACUAUGGGCGGCGGCUAGGACUCCCCCCGAGAAAAGGAAUGGUAAUUAUGCGAGAUCCAGUUAACGUCAAGAAUCCCUUCUCACAUCUUCAGAUUGUGGACGAGGCAUCCGCUUGCAUCCCAGGCCUCGAUAGGCAGGGCCUCGAGGCCGAUCACCUGACGAUCAACAAAUACCGUGGUCCAGACGACGGCGGAUUCAAGCAAGUCUCAGAGGUGAUCCACGAGAUGUGCGACAAUGCCAACAACGUCAUUAGACGACGGCACGAUCACGCGCUGAGGCAGCGACCCGAAGCCAGGGCCUGUCUGCGUGACCUCUUCGUGACCGACCCGCUCGAAGACAAGAAGGCUUUGAAGCGUAAGAAAGGAGACCGCGCUCGCGGCACCUGCAAGUGGAUCAUGGGUGCCGAAGAGCUCACUACCUGGCUUGAUCCUGGCCAGACAACCCACUCGGAGGGUCAAGCGAGUCAAGUCCUGUGGCUCCAUGGGAACCCAGGCACGGGAAAGUCCACGAUGGCCAUCUUCCUCACUGAGGAGUUAUCAGAAAUCUUUUCUGCUAUGGAAGGGAAAACGCUGGCAUACUUCUUCUGCGACUCCACGUUCGACAAGCGGAACACAGCCACGUCUGUCAUCAGGGGGCUUCUACUUCAGCUCCUUCAACAGCACCCACAGCUUCUCGACUACCUCCUGCCAAAGUACAAUGAACGUGGAGCGGGGUUGUUCAACUCGUUUGACGCCCUCUGGGGAAAAUUACUAGAAGUGGCGGCGGACAAAAACACUGGCCGAAAGUAUUGCAUCAUCGACGCUGUAGACGAAUGCGACCCGAAAUCACAGACCACUCUAUUGCAACAGCUCAAAGAAACCUUCCGAGGUCGGAAUGCACCGCCUAACCUUCACAUACUGGUCACCAGUCGGUCCUAUGACGAGAUUCGAGAACAUUUGGACAACUUCUUGAACAAGGACUUGGCUUCCUACCCUGAGGCAAAGAAAGAUGUCGACCGUUGCAUCAAGGAAAAAACAGCAAACUUAGCGGAAAUGAAACGCUAUACAGACACAAUUCGAAAAAAAGUCAGCGAUCUCCUCAGGGAAAAAGCCGAGGGCACUUUCCUCUGGGUCGGCUUGGCCUGCAAAGAGCUUGAGGGUAUCCCUUCGAAAGACGCUGUCAAGACGUUACGGAACAUGCCCAAAGGACUUCAUUCGCUCUACGAGAAGCUCCUCGAAACAGCUGUCAACGGAAACGGAGCCAACAACAUUCAUCGUGUUCUGAGCUUCGUUGCUAUGUGUGUGCGGCCGCUGAGCGUGCUAGAGCUCUCGGAUGCUUGCCAACUGCACCUCGACGAGAAGGACGAGGAAACCCGGGCUCAGUUCACACGCGAACAAAUCGCGUCUUGUCGUCUCAUGGUUGUCGUUCAAAAUGAAAAGGUGCUCUUGUUACAUCAGUCUGUCAAGGACUUUCUGGCUGAGGCACGUUUUUUCAAUGAUCUCGAGGCUCACGCGAACCUUGCCUAUCGCUGCGUGGACCUCCUCAUUGAGGACUUCCAUAACAAGCAGCCACGCAUCCGCUUCUUGGACUAUGCAAUUAAGGAAUGGGCCAAUCAUGCGCGUAUGGCCAAGUCAAAAUUUGAGGUUAAGGCCUCGCAAGCCGAGUUCUUUGCCCCAAGGUCCAAGUGUUGGGCGUUCUGGCUGAAAUCAUACCAAAAUCGUUAUUACUGGAGAAUGGUCUUAAAAACUUCCUCCCUUUUGCAUAUCGCUGCAUAUUGCGGGGUUUCUCCUCUGGUGGAACAUGUCUGUCGCCGAGAUAAUCAAAACAAUAAUGCACCAGGGAUUUUGCGUUUGAUAAAUUCGACUGACGACAACGGCAUGACGCCACUCGAAUACGCUGCGAAAACAGGGCAUGUAGAGACCAUCUCUCUGUUGAUGGGUUUUGGAGCAAGGGUGUCUGAAGAAGAAAUGAAGGCUGCAACCGAAAACUCUGUAAAUGCCAAGCAAGUGUUGGUACUGUUUCUCGACAGACAAGGAGACCAGAUCUCCAUCACUGAGAAGCUGAUAGUAGCUACAGCAAGAAGUUUCACAGAUCCUAAAGGACUAAUGGAAUUACUUCUCGACCGACAGGGAGACCAGAUCACUAUCACCGAACAGUUGGUGAUAGCUGCAGCAGGAAACUUCAAGAAUCCUAGAGGUCUAAUGGACCUACUUCUCCACCAACGAGGAGACCAAAUCACUAUCACUGAGAAGGUGGUGAUAGCUGCGGCUAGAAAUCGCGAGGAUCCUAGAGGUCUAAUGGAAGUACUUUUCGACCGACGAGGAGACCAGAUCAUUAUCACUGAGCAGGUAGUGAUAGCUGCGGCAGGAAACUUCAAGAAUCCUAGAGGUCUAAUAGACCUACUUCUCGACCGACGAGGAGACCAGAUCAUUAUCACUGAGCAGGUAUUGAUGGCUGCAACAAAAAAUCGUCGUAAAGGCAACGAACUGAUAGCGCUACUUCUCAACCGACGAGGACACCAGUUCAAAGUUACUGAGAAGAUAGCGUGUGCUGCAGAAUCAAACAGUAUGUGUGGGAUGAGAGUGUUGAAAACACUUCUCGACCGACGAAGAGAAGAGCUCGCACAAUCCGGUUCGGUAGAGCUAGCUAUUUGA